Molecule: messenger RNA, 1245 nt
Organism: Centruroides sculpturatus (bark scorpion)
Lineage: Eukaryota; Metazoa; Arthropoda; Arachnida; Scorpiones; Buthidae
Product: activating signal cointegrator 1 complex subunit 1-like
Exons: 8
Coding region: 164-1228 (354 amino acids)
Biological process (GO): DNA alkylation repair; regulation of DNA-templated transcription
Cellular component (GO): nucleus
Molecular function (GO): RNA binding
Source: RefSeq, a predicted model, not a curated record
CGUGUAGCGGACGUAUAUCUGUACAGGUUGGCAACCUUCACUCUGUAGUUUGAGCAAAUAGUUUGUUAUAAUAGACUAUUUGGUUUGAGUUUCGUAUUGGCGUUGCCCGGUAUUUUAUAGAACGAAAAGAAGAUACUCAUUUCGUUAUAAAUAAAUACAAACGAUGGAUGUCCUUCGUCCCGAAUUAACGUGGAUAGACGGUCGUUGUUAUCGUAAAAAUAACGUUCAGAAUCGAUUUAAUAACGUUGAGGAGAGAAAUGAAGAUUAUCUUGAUGCAGAUAUAGGAUAUGAUGAUAAUUGUUACGACGAUUAUGAAGAUAAUAUCGAUGAAUUGUCAGCUGGAAAAUUUCAGGGAUGUGUUAGUGUUCCGAGUGCAUUCUUCAGUUAUGUAAUUGGUUCCAAAGGUAAUACUAAGAAAAGGGUGGAAAGUGAAACAAGAACAAAACUUAAUGUGCCUUUUCAAGGUCAAGUAGGAGAUAUUGUAAUUACAGGAAUGGAUAAAAAAGGUGUUUCAUCAGCUAUGAGAAGAGUUUUGCUUUUAGUAGAAACUAUUAGAAAUAAAACUGCACCUACCCAUUUUCUUUGUAUUCCUUUAAACAUUCAGCAAUUGAAAGAAAAUUUCAUAAAUUUUAAAGAAAAUAUUCUAAAGAAAUAUAGUAAUACAGAAGGUUUAGAUGUGUCUCUGUUUCAAAAACCAGAAAAACUUCAUUUAACGAUAGGAACAUUGGUGUUAAUGGAUGAAAGAGAGAGAAAAAUGGCAGCAAAAAUUCUGGAGGAAUGUCAGAAAGAAAUAAUUAAGCCAUUAUUGAAAGAAAAUCCACUUGAAGUAAAAGUAGAAGGAAUUGAAUAUAUGAAUGAUGAUCCAGGAGCUGUCGAUGUAUUAUAUGCAAAAGUCAGUUGUACAGAUGGAUCAAAUAGACUUCAAAUAUUAGCUCAGAAAUUAAUGGAGAAGUUUGUAGCAUCAGGAUUUAUGCCUAAACAAUAUGAUAAAGUUAAGCUUCAUAUAACUUUGAUAAAUACAUUAUUUCGUACAAGUGAAUUUGAUUAUGAAAAGUCAAGUGGGAGGAACAGAAAACCCAGAGAAACAUUUAAUGCUAAACAAAUAUUAAAGGAAUAUGAAAAUUACAAAUUUGCUACAUUAAGAAUAAAUUCUAUUCAUAUAUCUGUACUGCAUUCUACUAGUGAGGAUGGUUUUUAUACUUGUUCUUCAAGUGUAAGCUUAAAAUGAUAUAAAUAAGAAUGUGU